Molecule: messenger RNA, 1609 nt
Organism: Papilio xuthus (Asian swallowtail)
Lineage: Eukaryota; Metazoa; Arthropoda; Insecta; Lepidoptera; Papilionidae
Gene: ATP6AP2
Product: ATPase H(+)-transporting accessory protein 2
Exons: 8
Coding region: 5-1111 (368 amino acids)
Biological process (GO): positive regulation of Wnt signaling pathway
Cellular component (GO): membrane; external side of plasma membrane
Molecular function (GO): signaling receptor activity
Source: RefSeq, a predicted model, not a curated record
UCAUAUGACAGUCAUUCGUCUGCAUUCAAGAAAUAUGGGUGUUACAAUGGCUCUAUUUUAUCUAACUCUUGUUUUAUCAAUCCUAGGUGCAAAUGGCGCUGGAGAGUUUAGUAUCCUCCAUAGCCCUGAGUCCUUAAAAUUCACGGGUACGUCCGAAGUCGAGGAAAGCUUACUUAAAGAAAUAUUCUCGGCUUCUUUUGGUCUAUCCGUUGAUCAGAACUCUGCAUGGAAUGGAUUAUCAAUAGUAGAUCCCUUCAACACCCCAGAAGCGAUUGUGGAAGUUUAUGUCGAAGGUGUAUCUAGCCUUGGUAGUAUUGUCGAAGCGAAAGCGAGAAACUAUCCACUAGUGGUAGAUGAGUAUGAGCCAGACACAUUCAAAGUCAUCAAGCACAGAAUUGAGCAACGAUUCAGUAAUGGUGGUAAUACCCUUACAAAUAUCCAGCUGUCUAACCCUGGAGAGUUCCAGUCUUUCUUUGGUGUGUUCGGUGAAUUGGCACCACCAAAGGUCCCGAAGCAAACAUUACAACAUUUGAAAAAUGAUGUUGAGGAAGACUAUCAAUUUUUGGCUGAAUUGGAGGCUUUGAAACUUUUCAUUAGCAAGAUCAACGCAGGAGCAAUCAGCCCAGACAACAUAAUUGAUUUCUACAACUUCAGAUUCCGCUCACUGCAUGCCUUGUCCGAUCUCCACGGUCCCAACUCAUUGCAGGCUAAGGAGGCAAAGAAACUUUUAGGCGAAGCGCUGACCGAGCUGAGCAAGGCGUUCACGAAGGCGUACGACGGCGCAGUGCUGGUGACUGCGGUGUGCACGGACGUGGCGCACACACGUCGCGCUGUCCGCUCCGCCCGCCUGCCCCGUCAGGCGUCCUCACCGGCCACACCCGGGCCUGACACGCCAAUGACGCCGUCCGGCGCGGGCACGCCCUCCCCCAGCGCCAACCCUUCCACCAGUUACUCUGCUGACUAUGCGGCCAUCUUCAACAUCUUGCUGUGGUUCGGCGUGGUGUUUGUGUUCACCCUGGUCGCCAUCGUGUACGCCAUCAUGGACAUGGAUCCCGGUAGGGACUCCAUUAUCUACCGCAUGACCAGCACCAGGAUGAAGAAAGAUAAUUAAACCGCAUUACUGUUUCUGAAGCCUUUACACACAGGGCACUGCAGUUGGGUUAGUACUGCUAAUUUAACUCGCAAAACUGGUUUGCAGUAAGUGCGCGUUCCAAAAAAAACAAUAACAGUACUGCAUCUUUUACUGCUCUGCACUCGUGUGAAACUGGCAUUAGCGAGACUUGUAGUCGGUAUAGUAGUGUUGCUUCGUUACGUAAAUACAAUUUAUGGGUAUUUAUUCCCAUUUUCAGAGUAUAAAUUAAAUUAGCGACACAUUUUAUGUAUAUAAGUGUAAAUUAUGUUUAUUUUACUGUGUGAUAUGUAAUUUGUUGAAGUGAGAUGGUUGCAUUCUGGUUUUUAAUUUCAUUUCAAUACAUGAAGAUUUAGUAUUAUGUUUGACCUAUUUAAAUAUUAUUUAAUAUACGAUAAUAUAUAAAAUGUUAUAUACUUAGCAGAUCCAAUUCUUUAAAUGCAAUGUUAAAUAGGUUAACGUUGAAAAUAAAACAAUAGA